AUGAAAGAACAAACACAAGAAAAAUAUAUGAGAGAAAAAAUUAUAUUUCCACUAUUUCAGAACAAUAUACAAAAAACUCUCCCCUGUUUACAAGGCUAAAUUCCCGACACUCAUAAACAGAUCUUUCCACAUCUUAUGCCCAAAUGUAUUUUUCCGAGUAACUAAAACCAGUUACUCCCUACACUCACCCACACUCACCAAGACCCCUUGAAUUUUCCCGGUGGUAUUCUUGUGUAGAAUUCCUCCCAUUUUCUCUCUCUACCUUGGUGGUGUGUAAAACCCACACACACAAAUACACCGUAGCCUCUCCAUUUUAAAGGGCAAGGAGAACACAACUAUUUGCCCCAAUCAAUUUGAUACAGGAGAGAACAUAAUCACAUGCAUACUUCCACCUUUUUAACUCCACUCAUGGAGUACUUUUGCUUUCCCUUUCUCAGGAUCCUUUAUUUUUCUUUUUGAUUUUUCUUUUCUUUCUUUUUUUUUCUUUUCUUUUUCUUUUGAUUAAUUAAUCAAAUUUCCCAACAAACUCCACCUUGAUUAAAUAAUAAAAAAAAAAGCUUUGUAGCUCCACCUCACUUCUCCAGUGAGAUCACCGCUACUCCGAAAAAAAUCCUUGGCGCCAUCUCAGUGUGCUCCACCGAGAUCACCGCUGCCAACCUCAAAGAAAAUCCUCAUGGCUCCACCUUGGUCCAACCACCAAGGUCACUACCACUAUAAAAAAAUUCAUGAAUCUAUCUUGCUCAAGUCCACAAGAUCUCCACAACCAUGUGUUGCCUUCGUGGCUCCACCUUGCUCAAUACCACAAGAUCCCCCACCACUUCCAGUUACCGUUGAAACCGUGACUCCACCACAACCAACCCCGUCAAGAUCUUUGUCACUGCCUUAGCUCUUUAGAGUUUUAACCCUCCACCCCGAGCUAAAAAAAUAAAAACUCACCUUUGUUAACACUUUCUGAGACCACCCCUCUAGCAAUUAGCUUCUUUUGAUCUGCCCAUCUUGCACCGCCACAGCAACACCUGCGGAACACACCGCCCGACCUCUUCUUACCGGGAAGACUUUCGAUACAAGACUUAAACCGCAGUUUUCUACUCUGCUAGACCACCGAUCUCCUCUAGUUCUGUUCCCGCACCAUACUUCUCAAAGCCAGCAUGCCGCUUCGUACCCGGUCCUCAUGCCAUCCACUUUGUUCUUGAAGUCCCAUGGUCGCCCUCUGGCCAAAACGAACAAGUCCCUGGUUCUCAAAAUUUCUCCUUUUACCGCUUACAAAUCCCUCUUGCCCAGCGCAACCAAGCUCUGAUACCAAUUGUUGGGAUUUUAAGCGCGUAAGAUACCAAAAAAAUAUUGAGAAUGCCAGAAAAAUGAAAGAACAAACACAAGAAAAAUAUAUGAGAGAAAAAAAUUAUAUUUCCACUAUUUCAGGACAAUAUACAAAAAACUCUCCCCUGUUUACGAGGCUAAAUUCCCGACACUCAUAAACAGAUCUUUCCACAUCCUAUGCCCAGAUGUAUUUUUCCGAGUAACUAAAACCAGUUACUCCCUACACUCACCAAGACCCCUUGGAUUUUCCCGGUGGUAUUCUUGUGUAGAAUUCCUCCCAUUUUCUCUCUCUACCUUGGUGGUGUGUAAAACCCACACACACAAAUACACCGUAGCCUCUCCAUUUUAAAGGGAAAGGAGAACACAAUUAUUUGCCCCAAUCAAUUUGCUACAGGAGAGAACAUAAUCACAUGCAUACUUCCACCUUUUUAACUCCACUCAUGGAGUACUUUUGCUUUCCCUUUGUCAGGAUCCUUUAUUUUUCUUUU
Molecule: messenger RNA, 1805 nt
Organism: Cuscuta campestris
Lineage: Eukaryota; Viridiplantae; Streptophyta; Magnoliopsida; Solanales; Convolvulaceae
Source: the annotation of a GenBank genome assembly